GCCCUGGGUGGAUCGGGGACAACGACGUGUCCGAUAUCGCCCGACUCGGGGACCUGGACGACGAGUUCGCGUUUGCCGCCGACGAUGAAAUUGGCGACACGGAGUCGCUGAACGAGAACUCGUGGUGCGAAUGCGAGCCAGUGGUUCUCGCAGAUAGCGGGGGCACUCCCUUUCGCGUGAACGACACCGUGCACUGGACGGGCGCAGACAACGCAUUCGGCAUGAUUGGGAAGGUGGUGGGUCCGAGCGCCUGUUUCGGCGGGGACUCCGUGCGGGUUACCUUCAAACAGAUAGUCUACGACUGCAGGAUCACCCACGUCAGCCGCUCCAACCCUUCCGGAUGGAAAAGAGCCAGGACCAAGCGGGAACUGGCGACCGAGUGCGUAAACCUGUCGACGAACAAGUACGUCAACACAUGCGUCCCCGAUGCGUUGGCCAAGCACGGCUACCCCAUCGACGUCCGCCAGUCUGGCCCAUUCACUGUGGUGGAGGCCCGCGCUUGGUUGCAGCAGUGGGGGAAGAUCCUAGCCCAGGUCCCCGCAGCCGCCACGUGGUCCCCUGGCGACUACCCACAGAUAUCUGGGCCACACUGCACAGCCUUUCGCACGCGGUCCCAUAUUCCAAGAAGGGCCCGGCCGCGCUGCGCGCCGCGCUGUGACGGGGUCUGGUACAAGAUCGUCGAUGGAAUCCUGGGGGCCUCUGGCACGUUCUCCAUGAACCUUGCUGCUGGCGGCGAGGACGAUAACACAGAUGACAUCAUACUAUCGGAUAAUAUUAGGCCGAACGGCCCUGUCCUGGAUUUUGGUCGAGAUACAGAGUUUCAGCGAUGCGCUGCGCGCCUCGCAGACAACGCGCCUCUGAAGGUCCCCAGUGACGGUCUAUGCUUGUACCACGUGGUGGCAGCUGCAGCAGUCGGGCCUGCCGAGUGGAAGCCCCUGCCCCUGGAAACCAAGAUCCUUGUCGCUCGUAGGAUCAAGGGGUGCAUUGUCGCCGUUGCCAGGGCCUGCGGCGACGAAGCAACUGCAAGCCGUUUGGAAGAAGGGGACGGCGCGGAGAACUACCCUGGAGUGCCGGACCUGAAGUAUUUCACCAAGUACAUUGGUGGAGCAAUACACGUACACGACGAAGAAGAUAACACAAUAAACCAUGAGCUCCGGACAGAGUUUCCCGCAGACGACGGGAACAAGGAUCCCAUGAUUAUUGUUUGGCAUUGCUCCACUCGCGACGGCGCGGGCGUGGAAUGCCGCGAGCACUUCGAGCUGUUCCAGACUUACGUCCGCGUCCGUGAGAGGAAGGCCGCGCCUGAAGCCGUGCUCAGGCGCGCGGAGCUGCCAGGGGCCAGCGAGUCGCAAUCUGCGUUCGCGUCCCUAUGGCAGGGCGCCGGCAGCGGACUGACCAAGCUAAAGGACGCGAAGAAGCUCGAGGAGCCGACGGCGGGGAGCAUCUUGGACGAGGCGAGAACCCUGGACGAAAAACUGAAGGGAGACGAGCGAACCCAACAUUGGAGCGACCGCAAGCGUCGUCUCGCCAUGGCAGCGCUCAGCAUCUACAGCCUGCGCCCCACGGACUUUUCAGUCCGAGACCACGUCAACCUGAUGUGGAUCAUAUUCGGUGGUCGCCGUCUCCGCGCGCACCACUCCCAAUCGUAUUAUUACAACGAGCGCUUGGGUAGCAUGGAGGCUUAUCAAGGAUUGCUCCCCGACUCCUUCCACAAACACAUCCUCGUACACAUGCUGGAGCUGGAGGGUCUGUUCCGCGAGUUCGGCACCCCUGUGAGGCAGCGGGACGAAGACGUUCUCGAACAUAUUAUUGAAAUUUUCAAGAAAACCGAGAGCGAGAGCGAUCUUUUCCAAACUUUCGUGGCGAACGCUUGCCAUAACAAGGGGAACAGGGCCUUGGCGCAGGCGCUGAAGGGAUCUGGCAAAGGGGGCGCGCAGAGGAUCCCGAAAGGCAACGAUGGCAAAGGCAAUCUUGAAGCGGUAGAUGAUCUUGCCGAUGCACUUGCUGGUCUCAUCGACGAGGGAGAGGGUGGCGAAGACACGUCUGGUCAUAAUCUGUGGCACAUAGUAACGGCAAAGAAUAUUUCCAGAUUGGUGGGGCGCAUGCAGAUGGAGCUGAGCUCCAAGUCGUUAUGGUCCCACUUCAGCGAAUGGUGUGACACCCCCGAUCCCAGGGCCAAGGGGGUCGCUUUCAAAGACUGCUGCGUCCUCUUCGACACCCCCGCCGGGAACGUGGAGUACCUCGAUUCACGGAGCCCCGACCACAACAUAUACUACGGCACGCCGUGGAGUCUUCUGGGGGGGUCCGACCCGACCGUAGACGCGAACGUAGCUCGGUGUCAGAGUAUAUACGAGAGAACUUGUUGGGCAAACUUUAAAGCAUAUCAAUUUGUCCAGGCCUGCAUCGAGCUUGCGAAACGCGGGAGGAACGUCAACCAGAUUGCGUUUGUCCUCGGGCCUGGAGGCGUGGGGCUAUCUCUAUUCACGGCGCACCUGGCAGACAUGCACCCGCUGGGCCACCGAUACUACGACCCGAACGUCUUCUACAGCGACGACGAAUUGCGGAAUACCGUGGAACUGCUCAUGGGGGGCUUCAUCUUCUCGGGGCGGCUGCCGCACGCCAUUCUCACUCGCCCGUACCACGUUAUAGGCUGGAAGCGCAUCGAGUGCAAUCGGCUGUUCAAGUUCGAUGACAUUACCGAGACGAAUUACGAGGCUAUCUUCAGGCGGUGCGCCGUUAUUCGCAUCUACGCAAAGUUAUUCGAGCCUUUGUUCUUGGAGCGCAACCUCGCCGACCACGAAUUGUACGGAAUCUUCAAGCGAGAGAUCGAAGACAACGGCGCCAACGAACUCAAGAAGAUUGCUUUGCAUUACUCCGUGAAAUUCUUCCGCGACAAGAGACUGCCUGGCAAUGCUCAAGCCCUGACGCACGGGUACUUCGUGGCCAUGAGGCUUCCUCCUGGCUUACCUGGUACGUACACGAAAGCCAAGUGCUGGCAAUCCCUUAAGGGGAGUCCACAUGUAAUUUCACUGCGUGCGGAGGGACACCUGCUUCCCCGCAUACCCCUUGUCGAGGGCGCCGACGUGCCGUGCCCGCCCCUGAAGGCCGACGACCCCCUCAGCUCUUUCACCGAGCGGUACGAUGCAGAAAAUUUCAAGCGCGUGUUCCACGGGUGCAUUGCGAGGGAGAUGAACCUCAGCCUGCUUAUACAACACCUCGACUCUCUGCCCUCCAAGAGCGGCAAGGCAGGUAGGUUGGCAGCGAAGAGUUCCGACGCCGGCAUGCACAAGCAAACGGUCAAUUACAAGCGAACUCGCGAGUGGAGAUCCAGGAAGCACGCCAGCGGCACGGCGGCACAGCACAUGCAGCGAUUCAUGCAGGUGGCGACGCUACCGCAUACUAUCGACGUGGACAUGAAGAACGCGAAGUUCUGCUUAAUUCCCCAGAUUAUCGGGCGCUCGGGUCUCGCGGACAGCGCGACGUGGGCACCAGAGGUAGCCCACCUGAAGGAAUUGCAGUACAACCGCGGCCGCAUUUGCACAGGAUCACUGGGGGUUCCAGAAGUAGUGGGCAAAGAGAUCCUCAAUCAGGUCUUCGAGGGCGGGGAGAUCCCGCCGCGCUUCAGUGGCAAUGAAUACCUGCAGAAACAUAAGCAGGCGGGGAGGUGGUGGCGAAGCCUAGCAGCAACAGCUCUGCCCAGCGUCUUCGAGCAAUUGAAGGGCGACGCCGACGUCAAGAACCCAGACAGGAGCGUGGCUUCUCAUCUGUGGAUGGGGUGCGAGGACUACAUAUUGGAGAAUCUCGUUGAAUACCUUUUACAGUACAGCAAGGGCCACAUGUCUUUGCACUACGACGGAGUCCGCGCGCAGCGAGACACGAUGAGCUCUAUCGCGCGCGCAACUUCUCCAGACGAGUACGCCAGCGGCAUUUCCGACGCGCAGGUUUUCUUGAGGGAGUGCGAACAAUACGUACAGGAUGCGACUGGGUAUCACGUCGAGUUCGCGAUCAAAAACCAUCGAUAUUUCCAGAACUGGGUUCCCAGUGGCCCUGCGGGCGAUGCCCCUCAUUUACACGACAUAUUCUACAAGCUUGGCAACUGCAUUGGGCUUUGUUUGGCGCGCCUCUCCAUCGGCGCUGACGCCGCCCAGGCCUUCCUGGAAUCGUUGGACACGCCGUCGGUGGCCAGCGAGGGCGCGGAGCGCGUUGCGGGCAGCCUGGACAGGAAGAUGAUUCUCAUCUUCGAGGUGCACCCCAAUGUCGCCACUCCUCCACGCCAAGUUCGACUGCUCGAUCUUCGCGCAGGGGGCGCGGGCCACCAACCUGACGAGCGCUGUGCCGACGGCGACGCCGCGGCGUCGCAGGACGCUGCGGUGUGCGAUCUUUCGGAGGAGUGUAAGCCGAUAGAGGCUUGGGUCGAUUGCCCUGACGUGGCCGACGAGAACGACGAGGCAGCGGUACACGUGCACGAGGCGCUGUCCAAGAUCUUGUCUGAUGAGACCCGGCAUGUCACCGAACAGUUCCUCUCCAACAGGAAGAUCUCUGCGCGGCCGCCGCACGCGCGCGCGCGUGAUGCUACCUCUUCGAUGCGAUGCCCGUUGUGUCCGAGGAAGGCCGUUGGCGACAAGAGCCCGAGCACCUUGCGCAAGCGGCUGGAGGACCACCUUGAUAAGCACCACUGGCCCAAGGAGCUGGGCGACCGCAACGCUGACUUGUCCAAGUACGUACCAGGGGGGGCCAGACAGCUAAAGGCCCUCACGGCUUUGUUCGAGGACGACUGCCUGCCAGGCCGCGCCAGGACGCCCUACCUACAGGAUUCAGCCAGCAUCAUCCGCGGAUGCUUUCCUGAGCAUGCGCUGGCAACGCGCACCGACAGGACGACUGACAGAGAUCUCUGUUUCCUAUUGGACAGCACUGGGCCGACUUUUUUCUACGACGGAGGUGAAGACAUUCGGCGGGACGCACGGCGGGUGGGAAACGUAUGCUACACGCGGGGCUUCGCGAACUCAUUCUUGGAAUUCUCCUUGGCGGAGCAUGGCCGCUUGCGCCCCAUCCGCGACAGGUUGGUCCAGGUGUGCGACCGCGGCCACAACCCCUUCUGGCAUCUCUUCCCGAGACACCCAAAGACGACUGCAGCAGUACUUGAGGACAUCAUGACGCCCCCGUACGCGCAAGGCACCAAGGAGAGGCUUAUCACGCAAUGUUGCGAGCACAGUGAGUUCACACACAUGUCCAUCGACGCUACGGUGCGGGUCGCAAUGCCCCUGAAGGGCCAAGCCAAAUACAGGGCAAGCCGCGCGAAGAAAGAAGCCGCUGCGCUCCCAGAGGAGGAAGCCAAGCGGUCGGUCCUGACAGCGCGAGGUCGCACGGGCGCAGCGCUCGGGACGCGGUUAAUCCAAAGUGAGGCGACCAACCAUGUUAGCGACGCUCUGGCCGGCCACUUCCCCCAGGAUUAUCGUCAGCAAGUGGUCGCAAUCUUUUCAGAUGACCCUUCGAAUCUGAUGUUCGCGACCUUGCGGAGGGCGUUCCCUGAGUUAACGUUCCUCUGCCUGGACUCAGUGCACUCGGUGAUCGUGCAUCUCCAGGCGCGCUACCGCAAGCGGACAGCUGGUUCGCAGCACCACAGAAUUAUCAUGCACAAGCUAAACAAGGUGGACACGUCUUUCAACGCAGGGUCUUGGGGGCCGCCGUAUCGCGGCGAUGGGAGCGUAGAGCUGACCCAUCCAGAGGCGCACGCACGGGCCCACAUAGAGUCUGGAACGCUUCCCAUGCCCGAGGCGCAGCGCAUUCACGCCAGCAUCGACCCGAAUAAACCGUAUGCGACGCGCUUCGAGUUCAUCGCAGCCCUCGCAUCUUUGACCGCGUUGUUCUGGGCGGAGGUCGAACGCAAGACCCACGUGAAUUCCCAGACGCCGGCGAAAGUGAUAUGGCGCGCUGCCGCCGCCAGUCGGGCCGAGUGGCAUUUGAACAACCAGAG
This is a messenger RNA of Prorocentrum cordatum, 5974 nucleotides long. The record is from the annotation of a GenBank genome assembly. Lineage: Eukaryota; Dinophyceae; Prorocentrales; Prorocentraceae.